This is a messenger RNA of Colletotrichum karsti, 1107 nucleotides long. RefSeq lists its product as uncharacterized. Lineage: Eukaryota; Fungi; Ascomycota; Sordariomycetes; Glomerellales; Glomerellaceae. The transcript has a single exon. The record is from RefSeq and is a predicted model, not a curated record.
CUGAACUCCAGCUGGCCCCAUCGAACUCACUUCUCAUCGGAUCUCCUCCUCACUCAUCUUUGGAAUUACGAAAGAAACCCCAAACUCGCCAACAUCAUUGCGUACGUCCCUGCUCAAAAGCUCAGCAUUGCUCAAUUUUCUCGGGAAGUCACACGUAUCGAAGACGAUAUGGACAACACCGAGGUCAAGGGAUGGUUGACAAAGAUCAGCGCCGUGCAAAAGGGAAAGGGCACCCCUUGGGCUCUUCGAGUCUUCUCAGCGCGCGCCGAAGAGGUCAAUCACACUUUCCCGGGACUGACCCAGGCUCACUGCCGGAACGUGGGAUGUGUAAAUGGCAUCGCGCUAGUUGACACAGAUGUUACUAUCUCGACUGUGGAUGGAACACGGCGUCCCUCGGUUCUCUACCGUGCCAUUCAUGGUGGUCAACCUCACGGCGGUAUCAUAUCUCGGCUGGGCCACGGAAGCGAUGCAGUUUUCUUCCACCACCAUCUCCGGAGACACUUGAGUUGGAUAAGUCGCGAACCGAGUCCGUUUCUCUCAGCAACCACGGAUUUCCAGAAAGCGGUCAGAGUUGCGUGCAUAUACGUGGCUAAAGGCUAUGAAGAUGUUCAAAUCGUCGAGUUCAGGACUGGUGGUGCCGGCUGGGAUCACAAGAAGCACCGAAUGUGGGAGCCGAGAAGUCUGGUUAAACGGCUCAGCCCUGAAGACGACCACGAUUACUUCGACAAGGAGUUCCUCAUUGAACACUCGAUUCCAAAAGAGAGCAUUACGGACAGGUACAUUUGGAAUGAGGACAAGAAGCAGUUGGAUCCAUCCGGUGAUAACCUGGAUUACGCGAAAAACGUCCAAAGGAAUCGAAAGAGGAUGAAAGAAAAACGCCGAAAAGAAGCCAAGAAGGCGAAAGAAGCCAAAGAGAGGAGGAUGAAGCGAAAGGCAGAAGAAGAAGCUGAGAAGAAACGUCAGGAAGUCCAGAGUGACGAAACCAACGACUUGAUGAAGAAGCGGCCAGCUGAGGGCCUCGGCGACGCAGAGGAGCAGGAGCAGGAGAAAAGGCCCAGAAAACGAUACAAAGUUGGCCAGAAGCUGACGUACAAGUCAAGGAACUAA